Molecule: messenger RNA, 532 nt
Organism: Vitrella brassicaformis
Lineage: Eukaryota; Vitrellaceae
Source: the annotation of a GenBank genome assembly
CGCAACCGUUCAUUCAUCGAUCAUUUGUGUGUCCAGCAGCACAGCACGACACCCAACGUCCUUCCCCAAGGCAUACACACCACCCCCACCCAUGCUGCAGCCAAGACGGAGAGAGAAAGCGGACAAUCCAUCAAUCAGAGACGCAGACAGACCAUGGCGGGUACCGAGACACGUGACGGCAUGCACAGCCAGCCCAUGGGCAUGCGCGGCUAACACCACGCCAGCCAGCCAGUCAGCCAUUCAGCCCAUCCACACCUCCCUCCCCCCUUCCCCCACCCCUAUCACACAUCCAUCCGCUCAUAUGCGCCUACUGCAGCAGCAGCAGCUGCUGCGGCUGGGCGAAGGGGCUCUCGGCCUGCUGCAGGCCGGGCAGGUUGGCCUCAUCAGCCGCCCCGCCCUCAGCAGCAGCAGCAGCCGCCCCGUCCCCCGCCCCGCCCCCCGUGUGGGCCUGGGUCUCGCCCAGCUUGCGCUUGCCGGUGAGUUUCUUGCCCGUCCCCUCCUCCCCCAGAUGCGCCACGCGGAUGUGGAUCAU